AUGUUUGAGGUCCUCAGGAGCUAUCGCAUGAAACUAAAUCCACUGAAGUGCGCUUUUGGAGUGGCUUCCGGGAAAUUCUUGGGAUUCAUGGUCAACAACAGAGGCAUCGAGGCCAACCCGGAGAAAAUAAAGGCCUUGCUGGAUAUGAGAUCUCCCACAAAGAAGAAGGAUGUACAGAGCCUUACCGGUCAGGUCACUGCCCUGAGCCGAUUUAUCUCCAAAGCGACUGACAAGUGUAUUUCUUUCUUCAAUACGUUAAGGAAGGCCCAAGGCUUCGAUUGGAGUGAAGAAUGCGAGCUCGCCUUCCAGCAGUUGAAGGCGUAUAUGGGACAAGCGCCGCUACUUUCAAAACCUAACGAUGGGGAAAAAUUGGUCGUCUAUCUGGGAGUGUCAGAGCACGCUCUUAGCGCAGCAUUGGUUCGGGAGGAAGAAGGGGUGCAAUACCCCAUUUACUACGUCAGCAAGAGAUUGGUGGACGCGGAAACAAGGUACACACUGAUGGAGAAGCUCGCAUACUGCCUAAAACCAGACACCUCAGGUCGCCUGUUGAAAUGGGCGAUCGAGCUCGCUCUGCUCGACUUGGAAUAUAGACCAAGGACGGCUAUCAAAGGGCAAGCACUCGCGGAUUUCAUUGUUGAAUUCACUGGACCAGCCCAAGUGGGAGAAGAAGCCUCGGAAGGACCAUCCUGGGAACUAUAUGUUGACGGAUCGUCAAACGAUCAAGGAGCUGGGGCUGGAGUUAUGUUAAUCAGCCCGGAGGGCCACAGGAUCCUCUGUGCCCUACGAUUCGGUUUUCGAGCUACCAACAAUGAGGUGGAGUACGAGGCAUUGCUCGCAGGGCUACGGCUGGCAAAAGAAGUACGAGCUGAAGCAGUUGUAAUCCUCAGCGACUCCCAACUGGUCGUUAAUCAAAUACGAGGGGAAUAUCAAGCGAAAGGUGCAAAGAUGGUGGCAUACCUGCUCAAAGCGCGUGAACUUCUGGCCCUUCUCCCAAAAUUCGAGGUACGCCAGAUUCCCCGUUCUCAAAAUUCCCAUGCAGACGCACUAGCUCGACUGGCAACUGCGCGAGAUACAGAGUUCUUGGGGGCUAUACCGGUGGAAUUUCUAGCUGCCCCUAGCACGGAAUAA
Molecule: messenger RNA, 1128 nt
Organism: Diospyros lotus (date-plum)
Lineage: Eukaryota; Viridiplantae; Streptophyta; Magnoliopsida; Ericales; Ebenaceae
Exons: 2
Coding region: 1-1128 (375 amino acids)
Molecular function (GO): nucleic acid binding; RNA-DNA hybrid ribonuclease activity
Source: RefSeq, a predicted model, not a curated record